This is a messenger RNA of Culex pipiens pallens (northern house mosquito), 602 nucleotides long. Its product is annotated as chromosome transmission fidelity protein 8 homolog. The transcript has 3 exons. Gene Ontology annotation, cellular component: Ctf18 RFC-like complex. Gene Ontology annotation, biological process: mitotic sister chromatid cohesion. NCBI's taxonomy places the organism in Eukaryota, Metazoa, Arthropoda, Insecta, Diptera, Culicidae. The record is from RefSeq and is a predicted model, not a curated record. The coding region runs from base 114 to 602 and encodes 162 amino acids.
AUCUUCAAAACAAAUGUGUGUUCGCGAUUGAUCAGCCGGUUGUUAAUUUUUUUAUCAAUUUUCAAGUGCAAUUGUGGUGUAAAUUGUUGGAAAAGGAUUACUGCUAUCUUAAGAUGCCGGUUUACAUAAGAAAUCCCAACGCCGAAGGCGACAUCGAGGAAUGGUGCAUCGUGGAGCUGCAGGGUGACCUGGAGGUUCGGGGCGACCGUAUGAUGGACGGCCAGUUUAUUGGCGAUCUGCUGUACAACAAAUACGGCCAACCGAUCCUCAUCAUCGGUCACCACAUCCUGCAGGGCCGCUGUCAGAAGAUCGACAAACCGCUGCUGGUCAUGGAAAAGUGUUCCACCCGGGGCAAACAACAACAACAACAGAGAACUCAGGACGACGACGAGGACAACGAAACCAUGCUGGACGUGAGCCAGGUCAGCCACCUGGACAGUUCGAUCGCGUCCUCCAACCGAACCGUGCUCGACUCUACGGUGGCGGUGGAGCACAAAACCGUCCCCAAGACGGAGUACCUGGUGCGGGCGGUCGUUCGGCAAAAGGUUCUUUUUAAGGCGCGGCCAAAGCCAAUCAUUGCGAACGUAGCUAAGAGUGUGUGA